UUACUGCAAAUUCUUCGCUUCAAAUUCAAUCAUCUCGGUAUACAAAAAAUGUAAAUAUUUUUUGACGUCAAUAAAGAAUUAAUUAUACUAUGAAUCGCUUUGAAUUCUGUACAGCAACAUUAAUUGAUGGAGAAACGGUAGUGACGAAGCAUGAUUCAGUCAAAAUAUAUGAUGGACAUGAAAAGACAAUAUUUGAGGAUGGAGAAUUGACAUUAACAACUCAUAGGAUAUUUUGGGGAAAGUCCGGAGAGUUUUCAAAAGGAUCGAAUAUAAUUCAAUUGAGAUUACUGUAUGUAAAAUCACUUGAUGAAGAAAUCGGAUCUUCAAUGUUUUUUGGUAAGAAGAAGAGAUUAAUUGUGCGAUUAAAUGAAACUACACCUGGCAAAAAUCCUGGUCCAAUGGAAUACAGUAAAUUCUCGUUCAUAAAAUUUUCUGGUGCAAACGGAAUAUCUUUAAAUUUUAUUCAGGCACUAAAUGAGACUCUCUUAGCGAAAGUAUUUGAAAUUAAUGAAACAGUUUUGUCACCAUCAAAUACACCACGAAUAAAACAACGAUCUGGAAUUGUUGGAAUUGAGAAGAGUAUUCAAGAAAAGCAGAAACAAACAGAUAAGAAUAUUUCAGCUGCCUUUCAAGACUUAAAUAAAUUAAUGGGAUAUGCAAAGGAAAUGGUUAAUAUAUCGAAAAGUAUAAGUCAAAAAAUUCGUGAUAGACAAUCAGAAGCCUCAGAAGAUGAAACAUUAAAAUUUAAGAGCUUAUUGAUGAGUUUGGGAAUCGAUGAUCCAGUUACUAAAGAAAAUUUUACAAAUAAUACAGAUUAUUUAAAGAGUUUAGGGAAUGAAAUAUGUCAAUCAUUAUUGGAUAUAAUGACUGAACAAGGAGGUAUGAUGACAAUCACGGAAGUUUAUUGUCGGAUAAAUCGAGCACGAGGAUUUGAGCUAGUCUCUCCUGAUGAUGUUUUAAAUGCAUGUAAACUGUUGAACGGUCCAAUGAAAUUACGACAGUAUCCAUCAGGUGCUAUGAUUUUGCAACUUGAGAAUCAUAAUGAUGAACAAGUUGCUGAAGAAAUUGCAAAGCUUCUAGAACAAAAAGGAUCAUUGUCAAUUGAAGAAUGUGCCAGAGAGAAUAAUUUAAGCGUAUUUUUAACGCACGAACGAUUUCUUAUUGCUGAGCGUGCUGGAAGAGUGUGUCGAGAUGAGUCUGUUGAAGGUCUUCGCUUUUAUCCAAAUUUGUUCUUAAUAAAAUAAUAAUAAAAUGCAUAUUGUCAAUGAUUCUAUUAAUAAUCAAAAUUAAGCAUGUGUAUAGCAUUGUCUGUUGAAAUGUAAAGAUGUCUUUCGUCCGAUUUUACAUUUCUACAUAUAGCUGGUGUAUCCAGAUGAAACACUUUUUCAAAUGUCCGCGGCAUCCUUAUAU
Messenger RNA from Chironomus riparius, 1410 nucleotides. The record is from the annotation of a GenBank genome assembly. NCBI's taxonomy places the organism in Eukaryota, Metazoa, Arthropoda, Insecta, Diptera, Chironomidae.